GGUGCCGCCGGAGCUGCCGCUGGCCUUGCCCGCACCCAGAAAUCACGCGCGUCGCCCGCGCAGCAGCCUUACUGGAGAGCGGCUGGCGACCUUCACUGCAUUUUCUCUGUAGGACGACGUCGAUCCUCGGCCCGGGCCACCAUAGCUGUCCCAGGAGCUUCUUCCAUGGGGCCGAUCUGUCGGCCAGCUCCUGCGGCACCUCCCAAGCCAGCCCCUCCUGCUGCCACUGUAGGCGGAAGGGAGAAGCGAACCCCCUGGGACCUGAAGGGACAGAUCAGCGACCUCCGUGCAAAGGUGGGCGCCUACAAGGAGAGGGUCCAGGGGCUGGCGGGGGAGAACGAGACCCUGAAGAGCCAGCUGGGAGGGCUGCAGCAGGAGCUGAAGGAAGCAAACGCUCAGAACAGGGAGCUGACUGGCCAGGCCAGUCUGUUGGCUUCGGAACUGCGGGUCUGCCAAGGCCAGGCUGAGGAGAGCACCCAGAAAGUGUCACAGCUUCUGGAGAAGGAGCAGCAGCUGGAAGAAACACUCCGGAGCCAAGCCCAGAGGAUUGAGGAGCUGGAGGUGCUCAACCAGGAGGUCACGGAGGGCAGCCGGGAGCUGGCCGUCCAGCUGAGGGCCAGAGAGGGAGAGCUGCUGCUGGCUGAGCAGAGCCUGGCUGGGCAGAGGCGGCAGAACGAGACCCUGAGGGCCCAGGCGACAGAGCUGGAGCAGAGGCUGCACGAGUCAGAGAUGGAGCGCCGCUUCCUGCACAAUGCGGUGCAGGAGCUGAAGGGGAACAUCCGUGUCUUCUGCCGGGUGCGCCCCUUGCUAGCCUGUGAGAGGCAGGCUCAGAAGGCGAUCAGCCACUUGCGCUUCCCAGCUGACGACAACAGGAGCCUUGUGCUCUCCAAGGUGGAGGAGUCCCAUGUUGGCCGUGAGCGCAAGGAGGACAUCACGUAUGAGUUCAAUUUUGACCGGGUGUUUCCACCGUCCAGCUCUCAGGAGAGCGUAUUUGAGGAAAUUUCCCUGCUUGUUCAGUCGGCCUUGGAUGGAUAUCAUGUCUGCAUUUUCGCCUACGGGCAGACGGGUAGCGGGAAGACAUACACAAUGGAGGGCCCAGAUGACAUGGGCCCUGAGACAGCAGGCAUGAUUCCUCGGGCUGUGCAACAGGUCUUUACAACUUCCCGCGGGAUGGAGGCCAAGGGAUGGAAGUACCAAUUCACAGCCAACUUCCUAGAGAUCUACAAUGAGACACUGCGGGACCUCUUGGUGCUGCGGCCAGAGCAGAAUGGCGAGCUGGAGAUCCGGAGAGUGAGCCAGUUCACAGAGGAGCUCCACGUCCCCAACCUCUGCUACGUCCCUGUCUCUUCUGAGCAGGAGGUUCUGAAGCUGCUGAUGACGGCCAAAACCCACCGCUCAGUGGCCAAGACCAACCUCAACGAGCGCUCCUCCCGCAGCCACAGCCUCUUCCAGCUCCGUAUCGAGGGCAGGAAUGCCAAGCAGGAGUUGCACACCUCCUCUGUGCUGAGCUUGGUGGACUUGGCGGGCAGUGAGCGCCUGGACAAGUCUCUCUCCAAGGGGGAGCGGCUGAAGGAGACCCAGGCGAUCAACACCAGCCUCUCCAGCCUGGGCCUGGUCAUCAUGGCCCUCAGCAACAAGGAGGCCCACGUCCCUUACCGCAACAGCAAGCUGACGUAUCUCCUCCAGAACUCGCUGGGUGGCAGCUCCAAAAUGCUUAUGUUCGUGAACAUCUCUCCGCUGGAGGAGAACUUUGCCGAGUCCCUGAACUCUCUCCGCUUUGCUAGAAAAGUCAACGAGUGCGUCAUUGGCACAGCCUCCAGCAACCGGAAAUGAGCGUGGCCCCAAAACCCUCAACACUUGGGUUUCAUUUUUUUUAACCUUUUUAAUGCUUUUCGAUUAGUGCGUGUAUCAAACUUUCUGAAUAAAAACGGGCAAAAUGUCCUGCCAAGCCCUUUCUUUGC
Messenger RNA from Python bivittatus (Burmese python), 1961 nucleotides. The record is from RefSeq and is a predicted model, not a curated record. Lineage: Eukaryota; Metazoa; Chordata; Lepidosauria; Squamata; Pythonidae.